GACAGAUUGAUAAAGACUGAGAGAGCGCGAGAGGGAGAGAGAGAGAGAGAGAGACCUUACACCUCAGAACCACCACAGGCAUGCAGGCGGCUCCACAGCCCCCCUCGUCAGGAAGCCCUGGACAGACAUCAAUGAGGCUCCAAAAGAGGAGCGAGGAUGACAGAAAAAGAGAGAGAAAGAGAGAAGAGGAUGGAGAAGGAAGAAGACGAUGAAAAGAGGGCAAAGAAAGUGGGAAAAAAACAGAAAGUGACCAAAUAAAAGAAAAACAAAAAAGACAUGAAAGACGAAGGCAGAGACAGAUAGACGGACACCGAGAUGAAGACUCUCCCAGGAAGAACACACAAAAAUGUCAGAAAGGAGGGAGAAGAAGUCGAUCUUUCUGUCCUCGUUAUUAGUGUGUUGUGUGUUUGCUAGUGCAGAAUAUAACAUCUGUGGACAGAAUGAGUUCUUCAACCAGACCAGUAACAGCUGCCAGGCCUGCCCUCAGUGCCAGCCAGGACAUGAGCCAUAUAUGACCUGCGGUCAUGGUGUGAAGGAUGAAGGCUUUACCUGCGUGCUGUGCCCAAAGGGAAAAUACUCCGGAGGGAAAUAUGAGAUCUGCAAACGUCACACAGACUGUCAUGCCCUUUACAGUGCAACUGUUCACAUACCAGGAACUCCCGAACGCGACGCAGAGUGUGGACCCUGUUUACCCGGGUAUUACAGGUUGGGGAACAGAUCAGAAAAGCCCUAUUGGAUGGUUUGCCAUUCCUGCCAAAACGCACCACGCAACACCAAAGAAUGCAUGCAAACCAACAAACCGAAAGAAAAAACAAUAUUUCACAGUGGUAGCACAACUGUGUUCCCUUCUGUAAUUAAAGAUUCCCCCGGACAGGGUCACCUGGCAACAGCUCUCAUUAUCGCCAUGUCGACCAUUUUCAUCAUGGCCAUCGCCAUUGUUCUCAUCAUCAUGUUUUACAUCCUGAAGGCCAAACCGAAUGGCCAGGCAUGCUGCUCCGGACAGGUUGUGAAAGCAGUGGAGGCUCAGACCAACAAACAGGAAGACAAGAAAGACGUCCCUGACAAUGUGGUGAUAUUCUCAGAGAAAGACGAGUUCGACAAACUGAAAGCUCCUCCUCAGAAGACGGUGAAAAGUGAAAAUGAUGCAUCUUCAGAAAAUGAGCAGCUGUUGAGCCGCAGCAUCGACAGCGACGAAGAGGCAGGAACAGAAAAGCAGGGCUCGGCAGAGACCACUAACCUCGACCCUAACCUGUGCCUGGUCAACCUAGGCAACAAACCCGACCUCUGCCUGCUCUCCCUGGGGCUCUUGGACCGUGGCCGCGUAUGCAAUGGCACCCCAGGCAUUGCAGCCAGUCAGACUAACAUCCUGAGUCCCAACCACAUGAACAAUGUCAACCGCAUCGCAAGCAGCAACCACAUCAGCAGUGUGAAUGGGAUCAACAACAACAAUAAAACCCCAGGGAUGCUACAGAGUCGGAGGAAAAAGAUUCUAGAUCUGUAUGCCAGAGCCUGCAAUGCGACUGAGGGCCUCAGUCCCACAGAGCUUCCCUUCGACUGCCUGGAGAAGGCCAGCCGCAUGCUGAGCUCCUCCUACAGCAGUGACGCCGCCGUGGUGAAGACGUGGAGGCACCUGGCUGAGAGUUUUGGACUGAAGCGCGACGAGAUCGGCGGCAUGAGCGACGGCCUGCAGCUCUUCGAGAGAGUUAGCACGGCGGGCUACAGCAUCCCCGACCUCCUGACUCGCCUGGUGCAGAUCGAAAGGCUGGAUGCCGUGGAGUCGCUCUGUGCAGAUGUGCUGGGCAGUAGCGAGGGGGCAGCAGUGGCUGGACGGCAGGGAAUUGGCAGUUUUCACAGCCAGUUAGUGUGUCCUUCCCCCUGCCCAUCUCCAUCCCAUCGCUGCGCCAGUGUUUAAAUACGAAGUGAAGCAGAAACAUAAGAGACUUAGAGACUUGAUUGCCUUACAGUACACAUGUAUGUACGGACAUUUACUGCUCUGACAAGGAGGAAAGCACAUUUAAAUACACACGUUACCCCAUUAGAUGAAGAAUGUCGAUGGACUUUACUGUCCAUAAUCCUUUUUUUCUUUUAUGUAUAAAAGC
Pelmatolapia mariae (spotted tilapia) is the source of this 2099-nucleotide messenger RNA. RefSeq names its product ectodysplasin A receptor (gene edar). Gene Ontology annotation, molecular function: signaling receptor activity. The record is from RefSeq and is a predicted model, not a curated record. Bases 347 to 1912 code for a protein of 521 amino acids. Gene Ontology annotation, cellular component: plasma membrane. The transcript has 13 exons. NCBI's taxonomy places the organism in Eukaryota, Metazoa, Chordata, Actinopteri, Cichliformes, Cichlidae. Gene Ontology annotation, biological process: positive regulation of canonical NF-kappaB signal transduction; positive regulation of JNK cascade.